Molecule: messenger RNA, 1134 nt
Organism: Caenorhabditis remanei
Lineage: Eukaryota; Metazoa; Nematoda; Chromadorea; Rhabditida; Rhabditidae
Exons: 6
Coding region: 1-1134 (377 amino acids)
Source: RefSeq, a predicted model, not a curated record
AUGUCGAUUUCUGAGACGGAUAGGGUGGCAAUCAAUGAGUUGAGGGAAGCUGUAAAGGAGCAUCUUACUCCCUACUAUGACACUGACUUCAAUCUUCUUCGUUGGCUUAAAGGCCACGAUUACAAACUGGAUGUAAUCAAACCAAAAUUGAUAAAUCAUCUUUUGUUCCGUAAAUCUGAUUGGGAUUUAGAUGCUCUUGCUGAGAAACCAAGAGAUCAUCCAGUUCAUCAUCACUGGAAGACUGGUCUCACAGGCGAAUCUGGAAUUAUCCCUAACACAAUUGUCAACAUUGAACAAACGGGAUCCAACGAUUACUGGGGAAUGCUCCAAUCUUAUCCAACUAAUGAAGUUCUGAGAGCUAGAGUUCACGAUUUGGAAAGUAUGCUGAAAGCUGUGAUGGAGUUGGAAAAGAAAACUAACCAACAGUGUUCAGUGAUCUACAUUAUGGAUUUGACCGGAAUCAAAUUCGAUAAAAAAACGAUCACACUUCUCACAGGAGGACUUUCUGCAAUUUCCGCUUUCAUGGCUGAACAUUAUGUGGAAUUAGUUCAUAGUUUUGUUCUUGUCAAUGUUCCAGCAUUCAUUUCUGCCAUCUGGACAAUUGCUAAGCCACUUCUGCCAGAGAGAACUCGCAACAAGUGUAACAUAUUGAACAGUGAUUGGAGAGUUGACGUGUUGAAAAUGGCAAAUGGAGAAUGUCUUCCAUCUUACUGGAAUGAUGAAGAAGAUGAUGGCCCAUUCACUGCUCCAAUCGAGAAAUGUGUUCCAUUCCCAGAGGAAAAUUAUUACAAGGGGAAGGUGCCAGAAAAUGCAGAACAUUUGUCAGUUUCUGCUGGAAAAACUGGAUUUGUGGAGAUAGAAGUGAAAACUGGUCAAACUCUCUCCUGGGAAAUCCAUACAAAUGGACAUUUUGCAUUUGCAAUUUACGAGCUUCCUCUUGUUCCAAAUAACUCUGAUGACAUCUCGAAUUAUACAAGAGUCUAUCCAUUGUUCAGCAAAAUUCCGGGACCAACCAUCGUUCCAUGUCUCGAUAAGAUAGAAUGUCCUUCUUCAGCAACCUACCGCCUCUGGUUUGGCAAUCAACAUGCCUGGUUUCACACGCUCAAAAUUGAUUAUGUUGUCAAAGUGGAAUGA